AUGCCAAACUAUCUAGUUGCAAACAAACAUGCCAAACUAUCAACAACAACAGUUCUAUGUCUACAAGCGACAGAAAUUCCUUUCAAAGCUCAAGACACUAACCGUGGAGAGAUGGAGAGGAGAAACACCGAGAGUCGAACCGCCGAGAGUCGAACCGCCGAGGAGAACCGCCGAGAGGAGAAGCGCCGAGACGAGAACCCACGAGAGAUCGAGAAGGACCGUGGGGAGAUCGAGAUAACCGGAGAACGCGAGGGAGAUGAGAGAUCGAGAGAGAAGAGAGAUCGCGAGCGCCGAGAGUCGAACCGCCGAGAGGAGAAGCGCCGAGACGAUAACCGUCGAGAGAUCUAG
Messenger RNA from Brassica oleracea var. oleracea, 348 nucleotides. RefSeq names its product zinc finger CCCH domain-containing protein 14-like. NCBI's taxonomy places the organism in Eukaryota, Viridiplantae, Streptophyta, Magnoliopsida, Brassicales, Brassicaceae. Bases 1 to 348 code for a protein of 115 amino acids. The record is from RefSeq and is a predicted model, not a curated record. The transcript has 3 exons.